UUGGAUCCACUGAGUCACAGGAAUGACCACUGCAACACUCUGUACUCCCAGAUCCCGGACCUCCUCCCCAACAGUGAUGUCCUCAUCUAAGCUACAGCUGCCUCUCUUCAGUUGACAAAAAAGGAAGAAUUGCUCCAGGAUUUAUUGGCCACCUGAGUGGACUCUGGAUGAGGAACACACAGAGGCCUCAUCUUACCAUCCCUCCAAGUAUCCCCUGAAUUCCUCUCAGGAUUGUCAACUGGCAGGGCACUGAGCAGAGCAGCAGGUCACAAAGUCACCAUGCCAACCUUCCUGUCCAUCAUAAGGGACAUCACAGGGAAUUCUGCCUCCUUGGGGUGGGGGACAGGCUGCACAGGUAGUGGACCAUCCCUCAGGCCAGCCAUCUUUGCCUCUUCUGCCUUGAGGGCAGAUACCGGGGGAGGCUCACAGCGCGCCUUGUUGAAAGGGCUGGAGGGGCUGAGAGCCCUGGGAACGGGCAGAGGCAGCAGAGGCCGUGGCCUGAGGUGACCUGAGUGGCUGGUGGCCGAAAAAAUGGGGAGGGGUGGACUUGUCAUGCCGGGACCCACACUCUUCCUGCUGUUGGUGCUGCCACCUCCCCUACUGAGCGCAGGGAGCUUCCAGCACAGUGGUCCAGACUGGAAAGACCUCCACCGCCUCACUCGGGACUGGGGAAAUCUCUACCGCCACCUCAUCCAGAAUGAGGGAACUUUCCAGCAUCUCCGUGGCCCAGCCAUCUGGCUCCAGGAGAACAAGGAAAAAGACAAGGAUUCCUGCCAGAGCACAUAUGACCUCUACUUCAUCUUGGACAUGUCAGGCAGUAUAAACAACAACUGGAUGGACAUUUACGCCCUUGUGGAGGAUUUGGUCAAGAAAUUUGACAACCCUAAGAUACGGAUGUCUUUCAUCACCUACUCCACACAGGGUCACAUACUCAUGAAGCUCACCUCAGACAAAAAAGAAAUACAGGAUGGUCUUAACAGACUUCAGAAUGUGGUACCUACAGGAAACACAUACAUGCAGGAAGGCUUUAAAAAGGCCAAUGAGCAGAUUGAACAAGCUAACUCAGGAGAAAACAAAGUCCCCUCUAUGAUUAUCGCUCUGACUGAUGGAACUCUGGAGUCAAUCUCAUUGCAAGAGACUAAGCAACAAGCUGACAGGGCUCGGAAGCUGGGGGCAAAUGUAUACUGCAUUGGUGUAAAAGACUAUGAGACAGAACAGUUAUCGGAAAUUGCAGACAGCUCAGAUCAUGUGUUUGGUGUGGACCAAGGAUUCAAGGCUCUUAAAAACAUCAUUGAUCCACUCAUGACAAAGACCUGUAUUGAAAUUACAGAUGUGGAGCCUUCUGAUCUCUGUACUGGAGAUGAAUAUGAAUUGAUGAUUUCUGGAAGAGGCUUCAAUAAUGCAAAGAGCAAGGAUGAAGUUAUUUGUAGAUUUAUAUUCAGUGACAAAAAAUCGAUUGAUAAAAAAGCUGCUUCUGUUGAUGAUACAACCAUAACAUGCCCAGGAGUAAGGAUAGAGAAGCCAGAUGAGGAAGUCUUUAUUGAAGUCAGCCUGAACAAUGGCAUCAACUUCAUCUGUAACAAUGUUAGCAUUAUCAGCAAGAACUGUAUGAGUUCUAAGGUGAGCGAGCCAGAUACUGAGGUGAUAACUACCCUCCAGACUACCCAACAGCCUACCACACAGGCUUCCUCAUCGCCUCUCCCACCGACAUCCCCACAGUUCAUCCCCUAUGUCAAUUCUUCCUACUUCUUUAUGAUCAUCCCAGGCCUGCUCCUAUUCCUGUUGAUGCUCUGGUGCAUCUGGUGGAUGUGCUGCAAGAAGACUGUCAAGGAGCUGCCACCAGUGCAGAAAUCAGAAAGGGAGCCAGAGGAGGUAUGUCACAUGCAGACAUGCCCCACAGUGAUUGUCCCUUGUGGGUGCCAAGGAGGCGGGAUAAAACGGAUGGAGGGAAAACUGGAUAGCUUGUGUGACUUUGUUCAGCGCUGCAACCAGAUGCCACUGAUGUGGUAUACCCCUAGGGACAUGGGGCGGUGUGUCAACUUCUCCCUGAUGAAGCCCUACUGUGGGCAGUUGCCCUGCAGCCCUAAGAUCUGCCUCCAUCCCAGCCGGGAGUGCUUCCGCAUCAACAGCUACUGCUCGCGGUGCCAACACCCCCCGACCACGUGCUCCAGGCUCCCCUCCAGGGUGCUGCCGCACAUCUCUCCCAACUCGCGGUCACUCUGUGGAGCCACUUUGUCGCUCCAACCCCCGUAGCCCAACCUGUAGAGCACCCAAAGCCCAAUACUGUUAAGAGCCCUUUGUUUGCUGAAUUAGACAUGUAUGUUGAA
This is a messenger RNA of Sus scrofa (pig), 2327 nucleotides long. It is a transcript of the gene ANTXRL, whose product is annotated as ANTXR like. The record is from RefSeq and is a predicted model, not a curated record. NCBI's taxonomy places the organism in Eukaryota, Metazoa, Chordata, Mammalia, Artiodactyla, Suidae. Gene Ontology annotation, cellular component: cell surface; plasma membrane. Gene Ontology annotation, molecular function: transmembrane signaling receptor activity.